AUGCAGAGGGUCAACCUCUCAACGGUAUCUGAAUUUGUUUUCGUGGGCCUCUCUGAUGCUCCUGAAAUCCAUUUGCUUCUCUUUGUGCUGUUUCUGCUCAUUUAUUUGGCCACCAUGACAGGCAACAUCACGCUCCUCGUCGCCAUUAGCACCAACUCCCACCUGCACAGCCCCAUGUACUUCUUCCUCAGCAACUUAUCCCUGCUGGAUCUCUUAUGCCCCACCAUCACCGUGCCCAAGAUGCUGGGAGCCUUGCUGCUGGAGCACAAAGAGAUUUCCUUCUCUGGCUGCCUGCUCCAGCACUUUUUCCUCAUUGCUGUGGUGGGCACGGAGAUUUUCCUCCUGACUGUGAUGGCCUACGACCGCUACAUGGCCGUGUGCCACCCCCUGAGGUACCCGAGCAUUGUGAGCACAAAGCUCUGCGCUCAGCUGGCCGUGGGCACCUGGGCAGUAGGUCUUUUGAACUCCCUGCUGCACACCUCUCUGGUUUUCACGCUCUCUUUUUGUGGUCCUAACAAAAUCCAGCAGUAUUACUGUGACAUUCCUCCCGUGCUGGCCCUCUCCUGCUCAUCUACCCGCAGCAGGGAGUUGGUGAUCCUGGUGGUGGCCGGGGUGCUGGGGAGCAGCGCCUGUGUGGUCACUGUGGUCUCUUACAUGUAUAUCCUCCUGGAAAUCCUGUCCAGGAACUCCCCCGGGAUCUGGCAAAAGGCUUUCUCCACCUGUGGUUCUCACCUGACCGUAGUCUGCCUUUUCUACGGGACCACCAUCUGCACCUACGUCCGCCCUUCCUUCACCUAUUCCCCGCCUCGGGACAGGGUCGUUUCCAUGCUCUAUGGAAUGCUCACCCCGCUCCUAAAUCCCAUCAUCUACAGCCUGAGGAACAAAGAGGUGAAACGUGCCCUCAGAAGAGUGAUCAGCCGGGUGAGAAGUGCUUUAACGAGGGAAGAAAACCUCGCCCAGUCUCCACAAUCAGCUGGGUAG
This is a messenger RNA of Corvus hawaiiensis (hawaiian crow), 981 nucleotides long. RefSeq names its product olfactory receptor 1019-like. The record is from RefSeq and is a predicted model, not a curated record. Gene Ontology annotation, cellular component: membrane. Gene Ontology annotation, molecular function: olfactory receptor activity; G protein-coupled receptor activity. The transcript has a single exon. NCBI's taxonomy places the organism in Eukaryota, Metazoa, Chordata, Aves, Passeriformes, Corvidae. Gene Ontology annotation, biological process: G protein-coupled receptor signaling pathway. Bases 1 to 981 code for a protein of 326 amino acids.